Oncorhynchus kisutch (coho salmon) is the source of this 3490-nucleotide messenger RNA. RefSeq names its product corin, serine peptidase (gene corin). The record is from RefSeq and is a predicted model, not a curated record. Gene Ontology annotation, molecular function: protein binding; serine-type endopeptidase activity. Gene Ontology annotation, cellular component: membrane. Lineage: Eukaryota; Metazoa; Chordata; Actinopteri; Salmoniformes; Salmonidae. Gene Ontology annotation, biological process: proteolysis.
GUGUCGUCCUACCCUGUCAGUCGUUCUGUGAGUCGGCCAGAGAGGGCUGUGGACCUGUCCUCCAGCUGUUCAACGCAUCAUGGCCUGACUUCCUGCGAUGCUCCCAGUUCACCAACAACACUUCCGGGUUGCCGGGGUUGUCGUCCAUGGCAAUGCAAGCCGAGUCGGGGGUCAGCCCAGGUACAGGGGAUAACUCCCCACUCCUCAGCCCCAACUCCAUCCCUUCCAGCUGCUACUCUCCCAGACAGGUCAAAGGCAAACCAUCUGUCUGUGGAGGACACAACCACUUCCUGUGUGUGACUGGACUAUGUAUCCCCAGGAAACUUGUUUGUAACGGAUAUAACGACUGUGAUGACUGGAGUGAUGAGGCAGAGUGCGUGUGUGGAGAAGAGGAGUUUAGGUGUGGGACGGGACGCUGUGUGUCCCCCUCUAUGGUGUGUGAUGGAUACAUGACUGUGGAGAUCUCAGCGACGAACACAGCUGUGCCUGUAAAUCCCAGGGUCUGAUGGAAUGUAGGAAUGGUCUGUGUGUUCCUAGUGCCUUCAGAUGUGACGGAGAGGAUGACUGCAAGGAUGGCAGUGAUGAGGAAAACUGUACUCAACUACAUAUUCAGGGGUGCGUGUCCUCCUGGCCAGCCCAGCUGUCCCUCUACUCCCAGCACGUGUGAUGCCCGUAACAACUGCAGUCAUUGUGAGCCCAUUACUUUAGAGCUGUGUAUGAACUUGCCCUACAACAGCACCACCUACCCUAACUACCUUGGCCACGCGACCCAGAGCGAGAGCUCUGUUUCCUGGGAGUCUUCUCUGUUCCCAGCCCUGGUUCAGACCAACUGUUAUAAAUACCUCAUGUUCUUCGCCUGUACCAUGUUGGUCCCCAAGUGUGACUCACACACACACCAGAGAGUGCCCCCAUGCAGGUCAUUGUGUCGGAGCUCUAAGGAGCGCUGUGAGUCUGUGCUGGGUAUUGUGGGUCUUCAAUGGCCGGAGGACACGGACUGUAACCAGUUCCCCGAAGACGGACCCACCUGUCUACUACCUAACCCGGAUGUUGAUGAGUGUUCUCCCAGUCACUUCAAAUGUCGGUCCGGGAGGUGUGUCCUGUCCUCUAAGCGCUGUGAUGGACACAUGGACUGUGACGAUGACAGUGACGAAGACAACUGUGGUUGUGUGGAGCGAGGUCUGUGGGAGUGCCCAGGUACCAGGCUGUGUAUUAAACACUCUAUGAUCUGUGACGGCUUCCCAGACUGCCCUCUACUGAAAGAUGAGAACAACUGCUCUGUAUGCAAGGACAACGAGCUAGCCUGUAGUAACCACCAGUGUGUUCACCGAACUCUGUGGUGUGAUGGGACAAAACACUGUUCAGACAGCUCUGAUGAGUGGGACUGUGUCUCUCUGUCGGAGGGGUCGGUAGUGACCGUCUUCAGGACAGCAGUAGAUUACCAUGUCUGUGGGGAUGACUGGACGAUGGACCUCAGUCAACUGACCUGCUCUCAGCUCGGCCUAGGAGCCCCAGCAUCAGUAACUCUGGUUCCAGACCCUCCCAGUGUUCCAGGGAGGAGGAGGUGGCUUCAUGUUCACCCUGACUGGAGACAGAGGAACGGCUCAGCUCUACAGGGCCUACUGGAGAAGAGAGGACAUGCCUGUUUCUCCAGGAAGAGAGUGUCUCUACACUGCACCAAAGAAGACUGUGGCCUGCGCCCGGCCGUGCGUCUGUAUAAGCGUAUUCUGGGUGGCAGGGUGUCCAGGCCAGGGAGGUGGCCUUGGCAGUGUUCUCUCCAAUCAGAUCCUAGUGGACAUAUCUGUGGUUGCGUCCUCAUUGGGAAGAAAUGGGCCCUUACUGUCGCUCACUGCUUUGAAGGACGUGAGAGUGCAGACCUAUGGAAGGUAGUCCUGGGCAUCAACAACCUGGACCACCCGUCCCCCUACCUACAGACCAGAGGUGUAGAGUCCAUCAUUGUUCACCCUCGCUAUAACCGGGCCGUGGUCGACUAUGACAUCAGCGUGGUUGAGCUGGACAGGGAGGUGGAGGUUACCAGUUACGUUCGACCGGUGUGUCUUCCUGGUAACGGACAGUUACCGCAGCCUGAUACCUACUGUUAUAUUACUGGAUGGGGUCACAUGGGUAACAGGAUGCCCUUCAAACUCCAGGAGGGAGAGGUAAGGAUCAUCAGUCUGUCUCAGUGUCAGAGUUACUUUGAUAUGAAGACCAUCACCACCAGGAUGCUUUGUGCUGGAUACGAGGCUGGCACCGUGGACUCUUGCAUGGGUGACAGUGGUGGUCCUCUGGUGUGUGAGGAGCCUAGUGGUGGGAGCUGGACCCUGUAUGGCCUGACGUCCUGGGGUAGCGUGUGUUUCUCCAAAGUCCUGGGUCCUGGGGUCUACUCUAAUGUUACACACUUCACACCCUGGAUACACCGACAGAUCUACCUCCACACCUUCCAUCUACACUGAUACAGACAGACCUCCACACCUUCCAUCUACACUGAUACAGACAGACCUCCACACCUUCCAUCUACACUGAUACAGACAGACCUCCACACCUUCCAUCUACACUGAUACAGACAGACCUCCACACCUUCCAUCUACACUCAUACAGACAGACCUCCACACCUUCCAUCUACACUGAUACAGACAGACCUCCACACCUUCCAUCUACACUGAUACAGACAGACCUCCACACCUUCCAUCUACACUGAUACAGACAGACCUCCACACCUUCCAUCUACACUGAUACAGACAGACCUCCACACCUUCCAUCUACACUGAUAGACAGUUUUUCCCUUGUAAUGCCGGUCACUGACAGUCACUCAAUUAGCCAUGUCAGGUAUGUUGGUCCAGCGGCUCGCUAUCUAAACUCGUAGUGAGCAUGGUGGGUGGGUGGAUGGAUGUUGGUACGCAGACCCACAAGCCACAGGGGCACCUCGUAGUGAGCAUGGUGGGUGGGUGGAUGGAUGUGGGUACGCAGACCCACAAGCCACAGGGGCACCUCGUAGUGAGAAUGGUGGGUGGGUGGAUGGAUGUGGGUACACAGACCCACAAGCCACAGGGGCACCUCGUGGUGAGUUCCAGUUUUGUGUGUCCCCACCCCGUGACAGAAACGCUGAGAGAAAGAAGACAACGGGUGGAGAAGAACAACAACAACGCCAGAGGAGUGUAAAACCAACGAGAGUGACGUUUGGUCAUGUCCCUUCCUCUUCCUGUGGUCCCCCAACAUUCCAAACAGGAAGUGAAGUGUAUUUUGGGAGGAGUCUGGAGUCUGUUGGAUGUGAUGACGUCAUCAUCGCCACUCUGUCACACUUCUUACACACAACACACGUGUUGCACACACUUUACGUGACACACAGCCUCUCUCCCUCAACACGUGUGUGUGCUUAUGUCUGUUCUAAACUUGGGUGUGUUCUAAACGUGUGGGUGCGUGUGGUGUGGGUGCGUGUGUGUGUGUGUGUGGUGUGGUGUGGGUGCGUGUGGGUGCGUGUGUGUGUGUGUGUGCG